Thamnophis elegans (Western terrestrial garter snake) is the source of this 3122-nucleotide messenger RNA. RefSeq names its product CD93 molecule (gene CD93). The transcript has a single exon. Gene Ontology annotation, cellular component: external side of plasma membrane; extracellular matrix. The record is from RefSeq and is a predicted model, not a curated record. Gene Ontology annotation, biological process: cell migration. Gene Ontology annotation, molecular function: extracellular matrix protein binding; extracellular matrix binding; calcium ion binding. The coding region runs from base 246 to 2036 and encodes 596 amino acids. Lineage: Eukaryota; Metazoa; Chordata; Lepidosauria; Squamata; Natricidae.
CCCCAUAGGUUAAACCAAACUGAACAACAACAAGGACUGCAGUUGACAAUGAAACUGUCUCAGGAAACUUGACUCUCCGGUGACAAAUAAGACUCUCAACCAAGACAGGAUGCAGCCACUGAGCCAAAGGGAUAUGGGAGGCAAACAAGCUGGGCUCUAUUGUCUUAGCAUAUGCUUUACGGACAUUUAUAGAAUUUGAGCUCACAACGAAAUCACUCCGUUGGUUGUUCCUUCAUGCAGCAAAGAUGGGGAUUCCUCCGCAGGUAUUUCGGUUGCUGCUGCUUCUUCUUUUGGGACUGACAGUUGAGCCCAGUGAAGAGGUAGAGGCUUUGUGUUCUGGGACCACUUGCUACACACUGAAUUUUGGACGGUUGAGUUGGAUGGAAGCUCAGCAAAAGUGCAAGGACAACGGAGGUAACCUGAUGACUCUGAAAAGCCACGAGGAGGCUCUGUUUGUCCCACAGCUGCUCGCCAAGAGGCCCGAAGGGGAAGAAGCUGGCACAGUUUCAGAGGUAAGAUUGUGGAUUGGGCUUCACCGAAAGAAAGGCAAAUGCUACGAGAAACAUCGUCCAUUGAAGGGCUUCCGCUGGGUGACAGGUGGUGAGGACACCCACUACUCCAAAUGGGGACAGGAACCCCGGGAAACAUGCUUGUCAAAUAUGUGUGUGACCCUUCAGGGGUCUCCCUUCUCAUCUCAGGAACUGUUUUGGGUAGACAGCCUCUGUGGCAGUGCAACUGCUGGAUUGUCAGGCUUCUUGUGCAAGUUCAGUUUCCAGGGAAUGUGCCGUCCACUUGUACUGGCGGGGCCAGGCGUGGUCAGCUACAGUACUCCUUUUGGUGUAGCCACUGAUUUCCUUGUCACUGUACCCUUUGGCUCCACAGCUGAAGUAGCAUGUGAGCCCCUAGGAGAGGAGAUACCUAACAGCUUCCUUGUGUGCAAGCCACAGCCGAACAGCAAUGUCUCCGAAUGGAGCAGCCCAGGCCCAUUUUGUGCUUCGCUCACUUACGGUUGCAGCUACAACAAUGGGGGUUGUGAACAUGAGUGUCUCGGUCAAGGCAAGGGUUUGUUUCAAUGUGCAUGCCGCUCAGGAUACCAACUUGGAAGGGAUCAUCUUUCCUGUGUCCCCGUGGACUACUGCAGCUCCAAUCCAUGUCAAGGACAGUGUAAACCAUACCCCGGGGGCUUCCAAUGCCUCUGUGCUUCCGGUUAUAUUUUGGCUGAUGAUGAGCGGAGCUGCAUAGAUGUGAAUGAGUGUGAUGCGCCUCAAAGUCCUUGUGAACAAAUCUGUGUGAAUACCAAGGGGUCCUUCACAUGUCAUUGCAACCGAGGCUAUAUGCCUGCUGAGUCUGACCACCAGGCAUGCCAGGACAUUGAUGAGUGUGCGAGGAACACACCAUGUGACCAGAUUUGUGUAAAUACUCAUGGCUCCUUCCACUGCUCUUGCCAGCCAGGAUACCAGCUGGAAGGUAUUAAUAGCUCUUCUUGCCUUGAUAUGGACGAGUGUCAGGAAGACCUUUGCGAACAUAUGUGCAUCAAUCAAGUUGGCAGCUACCGGUGCUCUUGUAGAGACGGAUGGAUUUUGGCACCCAAUGGGAUCUCUUGUCUCACAGAUCCAACAAGCAGCACCUCUUCACUAUCCACUCAGGGAGGAGAAUGGAUUCCAACAGAUAUUCAUCCUGCUUCGGAGUUGCCAGCCCUGCUGACUGAUCCUUCACUUCAAGCUGAGCUAGUAGGAGUCUCUGCCACCCAGGAUUCCACCCUUCAGCCACCUGUGGUCAGCAGUGCACUGGAGGACAAACCCCACAUCAGAGAUGAGAGGAUAGAUAAGAAAAGUCAUGGCUCCAAGCAAUUUUUAUAUCUUAUCUUGGGCGGUGUGGGUGUUUUAUUCCUGGUGUCUUUUGCCCUAGCUUGGGUCAUCUACAAGAAAAUAAAAGCCAAGGAAGUCAAGAAAAAUUCUAAGACUGUCACGGAUAAUUACUCUUGGGUACCAGAUCAAGGAGAGAGCAGGGCAGCAGGAAGCAAGGAGGGCUUGUAGUCAGUUAUAUGAGUUUGGUGUGGAAGGAAGGAAGGGGAAGUUAUACAUUGAAAUGUUUAAAAAGUGUACACUGAUAACUUUUUCAUGUAAUAUUUUGCCAGAGGGCUGCUACAAUUGCACCUUCAAAACAGUGGUGGGUUUCCAUUUUUUUUUACUAUCGGUUCGCUUGUGUGCAUGCGCAGAAGCAUCCGGGUGGGUGGGCGGAGCCUCCCGCCACCACCACUACUGGUUCAUCCGAUCAGGGCCAAACCAGGAGCGACCCACCUCUACAUCAAAGCCACAAGGGUGAAACUAGAAAAAGAAAACUUUUUAAGAGUAACUCUAUCGAGAUUUGUAUCUCUGACAACAGUGACAUGUUUGACUUUGCAAUCCACUUUACAUACAUGCUGGAUGGUCAGUUGUUUGUUAGCCUUCUCUUCUUGCCUAGGAAGCAAGUGGUAAUUUUUUCUAAGCAGCAACAUCUAUAUUUAUGUCCAUCCAGUUUUUAUCUUACUACUCCAAUGCCAACUUUGUAGAAAUCCUUAAAAAAAAUAUAUGACCAGAAGGAAAGAAGCAUAUUUCUUAAACUAAUCCCAAUAAAACCACUGUGAUAACAGCACAGUCAAAUCAUCUUUCAAAUUACUUUUGUUAGUUGUGAAGUCUUAUAUCCAUUUUUGCCCUUGGGUUUAAACUAAUUGUGGUCCCUAGAAAUCAGUUCGCUUGGAAUCAGAGGAACUGAAUUCACAGAACUGAAAUUUAACUUCUCUUGAAUUGGCUGUACUUGGUUCAGUAAAAAGGUACUGCGUGCCUGCUUAAGGCUUCAGAUUCUGCUGUUUUGCUGCUCACCCAAAGCUAAAUGUUAUCGCAUUGUUUGUGGAUGACUCAGUCUCACUGAAACAGAAACAGCUGCAGCGACCAACCGGAGCAUCAUUAAUGCUUUCCGUAUCAUGGGGAGAAAAAUAUAAAGGCCUCUUAUGAUCCAACAUAUUUCAUGACUGGGUGCUUGAAGGAAAACAGUUCUGGGGAAUGUAGCAAAAAUUUGAAACCAUUUCAAAGUUAACUGUAUUAAAACCUAACAUUGUUCAAUAAAGUGUGUUUUAUACCUCA